ACCAUUUCAGCUUUUUCCUUGGGUCCAUUAGGGUUUUUUCACUAACAUUAAAUUGAAGGUAGGUUAGUGGUUUUUGGUUUUCUCUGAGACUUUACAGCACCAGCGGCAGAGCGGCGAGGUCAUCAACAUCACCAUUUGUUCGUCAUGGUUCUCAAGACUGAGCUUUGCCGAUUCAGCGGUGCUAAGAUUUACCCUGGCAAGGGUAUCAGAUUUAUUCGAUCUGAUUCUCAGGUUUUCCUCUUCGCCAAUUCAAAAUGCAAGAGGUACUUCCACAACCGUCUGAAGCCUUCAAAGCUUACCUGGACUGCCAUGUAUAGGAAACAACACAAGAAGGAUAUUGCUGCUGAGGCUGUUAAGAAGAAGCGCAGAACUACCAAGAAGCCAUACUCAAGGUCUAUAGUCGGUGCUACCUUGGAGGUUAUCCAGAAGAGGAGAACUGAGAAGCCAGAGGUCCGGGAUGCUGCUCGUGAAGCUGCUUUACGUGAAAUCAAGGAGAGGAUCAAGAAAACCAAGGAUGAAAAGAAGGCAAAGAAAGCUGAAUUGGCCGCCAAGACAAAGACCCAAAGCAAGAGUAAUGUGUCUAGAGGUGCUGCACCGAAGGGCCCCAAGCUUGGUGGUGGCGGUGGAAAGCGAUGAUUUCCUUUUCCAUUUAUGAAGUAGCAACAAAUGAAAAUUUUGUUAUUCCAUAUUCGUGUACGGAUAGUGUGAACACUUUGUUGGUCUUGUAUUACAUCUCUUUACAGAUUUUCUGAAUCUAGUUUUUUAAUUGAUAUUCUAUUUAUCAUAAAGGCUUCUUAGAACAUUAA
Messenger RNA from Ricinus communis (castor bean), 806 nucleotides. RefSeq names its product 60S ribosomal protein L24. Gene Ontology annotation, molecular function: structural constituent of ribosome; mRNA binding. Lineage: Eukaryota; Viridiplantae; Streptophyta; Magnoliopsida; Malpighiales; Euphorbiaceae. The coding region runs from base 145 to 636 and encodes 163 amino acids. Gene Ontology annotation, biological process: cytoplasmic translation. Gene Ontology annotation, cellular component: cytosolic large ribosomal subunit. The record is from RefSeq and is a predicted model, not a curated record. The transcript is spliced from 5 exons.